Molecule: messenger RNA, 1456 nt
Organism: Carassius gibelio (silver crucian carp)
Lineage: Eukaryota; Metazoa; Chordata; Actinopteri; Cypriniformes; Cyprinidae
Product: forkhead box protein G1-like
Exons: 1
Coding region: 55-924 (289 amino acids)
Biological process (GO): regulation of transcription by RNA polymerase II
Cellular component (GO): nucleus
Molecular function (GO): DNA-binding transcription factor activity; sequence-specific double-stranded DNA binding
Source: RefSeq, a predicted model, not a curated record
UAUCCUCUCAUCCUCGUGUGAUGUCCUCACAGAUCCGGAGACGCUUCCCGAGACAUGGAUCAGACAGAAUCAGCAGCGCUGCACAAACCGAGCUCGUUCAGCAUCACGAGUCUGCUGCUUCCGUCUAACAGCGACAGACACGGCUCGACGCGUCCGGAGAGCAGCACCGAUCCGACACGGUCACCGGAGGACCCCGGGACGCCGGAGCGCGCGGAGACACGUGAUGCUGAAGGGGAAACCGGCACGAACCCGAGGCUCCACAAGCCACCCUUCAGCUACAACGCGCUGAUCAUGAUGGCGAUCAGACAGAGCCCGGACAAGAGACUGACGCUGAACGGGAUCUACGAGUUCAUCACGAGGAACUUUCCGUUCUACCGGGAGCACAAGCAGGGCUGGCAGAACUCCAUCCGACACAAUCUGAGUCUCAAUAAAUGCUUCGUCAAAGUGCCCAGACAUUACGAUGACCCGGGGAAGGGUAACUACUGGAUGCUGGACCCCUCGAGCGAUGACGUGUUCAUCGGCGGAAGCACGGGCAAACUCCGGAGGCGCUCGGCGAGCUCUCGAGGCAAGCUGGCCAUCAGACGAGCACUGCGCGGUCCCGCGCUCGGGCUGACGGAGAACAGUCCUCUGUACUGGCACAUCUCGCCUCUGUUAUCAUUACACCCGCAGCCGUACACCGGAGCGACGCACGCGCUUCUGAGUCCGGCGCACGGUUACGGGUGUCCGGUCCCCGACGGUCGGGACGUGCUUCGGCCCGUUCUGGGGAGCUCUGGCGGUCCUCUCGGUCUGACGAACUCUUACGGGAUGAGCUCGUCCCCCGUGGGGCUGUUACCCGUCCCACCCGGGCUCCUCAGUGACCCCGUCCGGACCGUGUCCUUCUCUGCUCUGUCCCGGCAGCACACCGUCUCUCCGGACUCCUUCUGAACCGACGGGCGACGGAUUCCGUUGAUCUAAUCAAUGCUUCCGUGCAGUUUAACGAACAUAACCGAGCUGGGUUUCGUUUGUGUGCGCUUCGAAAGCGCAAGAACCUUUUGGUGAAAAGUUGCCAGUUAAUACGAUUUAACGGAAUAUUUAUAUGCUUUUCGAAGUCGAGUUAAUUUAUUUCUUGUCAUGUGCACCCACGAUCCUCAGUAGUCCUGCUGAAUGAUUGUGUUCAUGUCUGAACUGGAGAAGACAGAAGGACAAGAGUCAGAGACGCUUUUAUUUAUUUCCAUUCUCUCAGGUCCCCUCACACACACACACACACACACACACACACACACACACACGCACACACACACGCUAUUGUGAUAAUAUGAAGCUCACAGACACAUGUCAAACACAUGAUAUCACUGUAAUAAACUCUUCAGUAGCACACACAAAUACCACGCACGAGGCUUUGUCUUUAUUGUUUGUCUUUUAUAAUAAAUAAAACAUUAAGGAGAAUCUCGGACCAUGACUGGACACACUUGUUAAA